This is a messenger RNA of Owenia fusiformis, 2672 nucleotides long. Lineage: Eukaryota; Metazoa; Annelida; Polychaeta; Sabellida; Oweniidae. The record is from the annotation of a GenBank genome assembly.
CCCAUGGUGUACUAAUAGGCGAUCUACGUGUAAAGAUAUGAUAUAGUCUAUAUGAAACAACAGGAAUAUGAAUCCUGAGAACACAGGAGACUCGUAACUAACUCUUGGCUGCUUGCUAACACUCACUCAUACUAACACUCACUCUCUACUAACUCUCAGUACUAACACUCACCUGCUGCAUUGUAUGGAGGGAGGCUAGAUGUUGUAAUGGCUCAGUGAUAAUGCAUGUAUGAGAUUAUGUAUAAGUUUGAUGAACGACCACGGGAUGAUGAAAAUGAAGAUGAAGGUGUCAAGUUUUUCAAAGAGGAGAGAGAAGAGGGGGCAAUCUACAAUAUUUACCUGAAAAAAGUCCACUACAAAACAUUCCCUGAUGAGACUCCCGGGGAUCCAAUCAGUCAAGUCGGAGAAUCUUCCUUCUACGUUGAGGCUGAGUCUGAUGAGAAAGUGUCGCAUCUGGCAUGGCGUAUGGAACGUAUCCGAGCGAUCAAAUGUGGCAGCUUGGACAAACUUGUAGAGUGUCUAGUUGAUGAGAAUGGGGAAUUAGACUCGACAUAUGUCAGUAUAUUCCUCUCAACAUAUCGGGGAUUUGCCAGUGCUAAACAAGUCCUUAAUAUCAUGUGUGAAAGAUAUAAAUGUGUGUCAUCAGAUAAGCACAUGAGGGAGUCAAUUAGGGAGCUCAAUAAAAAAUCUCUGCGAUCUGUACUGUCGGUAUGGCUAGAUACUUACUCAGAGGAUUUCAAGGAACCCCCAAACUACCCCUGUCUCAACGCACUUUACAAGUUUACCUCUAAGUACAUGCCAGAUAAUGACCUUGCCCUCAGAGUCAGACACAGAAUUGAUAAGUUUAAAAAAGAGGAGGAAAAUGGCAGUGCAAUUACAGUGAGUCACAGUGAUGUGGACUUCAAGUUUACAAUGUACAGUGAUAUUGGCUUCAUGAUAGACUCAACAUCACAGAAACUACAACUCAAAGACAUUCCAAAUAAGCUUCUAGCUGACCAACUUACUUACACAGAUGCUAAAUUAUUCAAGAAGGUUGUGCCCCACCAUUGUUUAGGAUCAGUGUGGGCAUCUGGGCAUAAACAGAAGGGUGAGGAGGCGCCAUCUAUUGUGGCCACAAUCAAAUUCUUUAAUGCAGUCACAUAUAGAGUUAUUGCAACCAUACUAAAGAACCCAGAUCUGAGGUCUAGUGAAAGAGCCAAAGUUAUUAUACAGUGGAUAAGUGUAGCACAGGAACUAAGAGCACUAAAGAAUUUUUCAUCUCUCAAAGCAAUCAUAUCAGGACUACAAUCUAAUGCUGUCUACAGACUGUGCAAGGUCUGGAGUCAUAUUCCCAAGGAACAUCUCAAUGUAUUUGAAGAGUUGUCCCUUAUCUUCUCAGAAGAGAACAAUCAACAAUCAGCCAGAGAGCUACUUAUGAAGGAAGGCACGGCCAAAACAGCUGCUAGACCCCAGGGUCACACCAGGAACAAGAGCUGGUCAAACUUCUCAAAUCUCAUCUCGAGAAGAAAGUCUAUGGCAGACUAUAGUCACUAUUCAGGUACAGUUCCAUACCUAGGCACAUUUCUAACAGAUCUAACCAUGCUAGAUUCUGCUAUCCCAACUACCACAGAUGAGGGACUCAUAAACUUUGAAAAGAAUCGUAAAGAGUUUGAGAUAAUCGCCCAAAUCAAAUUGCUACAGUCUGCAGCCCAGAUGUAUCAGAUAAAGGGUGAUUCCAGCUUUCAGGGAUGGUUUGAUAGUGUCCGCACCUACGAUGACAAAGAAAGCUAUGAGUUGAGUCUAGCCAUUGAACCACUAGAGGAUUUCUCACCCAAGACUCCAAAAGGACAUAAGAAGAAAAGCAGCAUAAGUGGGAUUAGUUUCACAUCUCUGGAGGGUUCUAGUCCGAGUGCAACGAGCGUUAGUGCCAGUAUAGAUGGCAGCACUUCCUCUGCAGAUGGGACUCUUCCGUCUCCUAGCCUACAAGUUCCACGGAAACAGCUUCCCCAUGCUGCUUCCUCACACUCUCUGAAGUCCCUGGAGCCAACUGAAAACUGGACAUUCAAGUCUUCAGAGGGCUGUGUCAUUAGAGUCAGUCUGGACACAGCAGACAAUCACUGGACUAACAUAUAUAAAAGUGUACUGCUAAGCAAUAAUGACAGGUCCCCAACAGUGAUACAGGCUGUCCUGAACAAAUAUAAUCUUUCAGAAAAUAAGGAGGAUUACUGUAUGUCCCAAAUAUUACCUGAUGGAGAACUGCUGAUUCCAGAUAAUGCAAAUGUGUUCUAUGCAAUGAACAGUGUGGCAGACCCGAACUUUGUAGUGCGCCGAAAACACGAUCAAAGAACGUUAAAACUGAAAAAAUCUCGGAAAGGUGCAGCUAAAAAACUCUUAGGGAGUUUGAAUACAACUUUAUGAGGGUUGUCAAUUUAAUGAUGGCAUAGAACCCGUCAAUGCAUAAGCUAUUCAAGUAAGCCUUAGAGAAAGCUUCAAAUGGAAUCUUUUGUGAUCUGCCAAAAGCAAUAUAAGAUGAAAUGCAACAGAUACAAAGUUAUGCAGUCUGCAGGCAACACAAAAUGUAUUUUUGGAUAACCAGUUAUGAGAGCAAUACACCCUCUAUGGUGUAGAUAUAGGCGGAUAAAGGAAAACUUUUUAUGAUAAAAGGCAGUAUGUAAUAGGAGCAUUUCUAAACU